AGAGAACACGUUCACACGAUGUUACAUUUUAAAACGCUCUAAUAGCUAUUAUUUGCGUCAGCUCCGCGUGAAUAAAUGAGUUAUAUCGAGCUGUUAAAAAAAAAAAAAAAAAAAAAAUCCCAGGUUUGAACAUCGUUGGCGUGAGGGGGCGGAGUCACAGAGAUCCGUGAACAAGAUGGCGGCCUUCCCGGAGAGGAUGGCGUCUGUCCUGCUGCUGUGGCUUGCUGUGUCUCUGACUGCUACACUGGCUGUGGACAGAGCCAACUUCAAAACCUGUGACCAGAGUGCCUUCUGCAAGCGUCAGCGAGCGUUGAAGCCUGGCGAGUCUCCCUAUCGAGCCCUGCUGGAGACCAUGGAGCUAACCAACACCAGACUCACCCUGCAGCUCAAGAAUGACAAGAACAAGGUGCGUCUCCUGCUGGAACUCUAUCGCCUCCAGGGAAACAUAACCAGGGUGAAGAUUAAUGAGCUGAAGCCACUGAAGCCUCGCUAUGAGGUCCCAGACGUGCUCAUCAGAGAGCCGCCGACAGAGCCCCUAUCUCUCUUGUCUCAGGAUGAGAACGGAGUGGUUCUGUCACUGGGGGUGGAGUCUCAAAGGGUCAUUGUCAGUGCCCGCCCCUUCCGAUUGGACAUCAUGCAGGGUCGUGACGUGCUCUUGUCACUAAACUCGCGUGGCCUCCUGGCCUUUGAGCACUUAAGGAUACGGAAGGACACUUUCUUCAAUUUAGUAACUAGCACAUUUGCAAGUGUGUGGGAUAUUGUCAAGAGUGUUUUAUCUAGACAGGCAGACGGAGAGGCCGAGGAUGCAAAUUUGGCUAACGAGGAAGAGGCUAUGGUGAUUGAGAAAGACGAAGAGGGCAUGUGGGAAGAAACCUAUAAAUCAUUUACUGACAGCAAACCUAAUGGUCCAACGGCUAUAGGUUUAGACUUUUCGUUUCCAGGGGUAGAACAUGUCUACGGCAUUCCAGAGCAUGCUGACUCACUCCGACUUAAAACUACUGAAAAUGGAGAUCCGUAUCGGCUCUACAAUCUGGAUGUGUUCCAGUAUGAGCUGGAUAAUCAAAUGGCACUUUAUGGCUCUGUACCCGUUAUGUUGGCCCACAACGCCCAGCGGACUACAGGAAUCUUUUGGCUCAACGCUGCUGAGACCUGGGUUGACAUUAGCUCCAACACAGCGGGGAAGACUGUCUUUGGAAAAAUGCUGGAUUAUGUGCAAGGCUCAAGUGAGACACCACAGACAGAUGUGCGUUGGAUCUCUGAAAGCGGCAUCAUUGAUGUCUUCAUUAUGCUCGGCCCAACACCAAAAGAUGUCUUUGCGCAGUACGCCUCCCUGACAGGCACCCAAGCAUUCCCUCCCCUGGCUGCUGUGGCCUACCACCAGUGUCGCUGGAACUACAAUGACCAAGAGGACGUGCUAUCGGUGGAUGCGGGCUUUGACGAGCAUGACAUUCCCUAUGAUUUCAUCUGGCUUGAUAUUGAGCACACUGAUGGCAAACGCUAUUUUACCUGGGACGCCAAUAAGUUUGCCACACCCAAAGAAAUGCUUCAAAGUCUCAUGGAUAAGAAACGCAAGAUGGUAACGAUUGUAGACCCUCACAUUAAAGUGGACAGCAACUACAAGAUCCACAAUGAAAUCAAAUCUCAAGGUUACUACACAAAGAACAAAGAUGGCGGUGACUAUGAAGGCUGGUGUUGGCCUGGUAAUGCCGGCUAUCCAGACUUUUCCCGUGAAGACAUGAGAGCUUGGUGGGCCAGUAUGUUCGCCUACGACCAGUACGAGGGCUCCAUGGAAAACAUGUACACGUGGAACGACAUGAACGAGCCUUCAGUGUUCAACGGGCCAGAGGUCACCAUGCACAAGGAUGCAAAGCACGGGGACUGGGAGCACCGUGACCUGCACAACAUGUAUGGUCUCUAUGUGCAAAAGGCCACAGCGGAGGGCCUGAUCCAGAGAUCGGGAGGAGUCGAAAGACCUUUUGUCUUGACCAGGGCCUUCUUUGCUGGGUCACAGCGCUACGGUGCAGUGUGGACAGGAGAUAAUGCCGCUGAGUGGGGGCACCUAAAAAUCUCAAUUCCCAUGUGCCUAAGUCUGGGCCUGGUGGGAAUAUCUUUCUGUGGUGCUGAUGUCGGGGGCUUCUUCAAGUCUCCAAGCUCGGAGCUGUUGGUGCGUUGGUACCAGACGGGAGCCUACCAGCCCUUCUUCAGAGCCCACGCUCACCUGGACACGUCCCGCCGCGAGCCCUGGCUCUUUGGCCCGGAGAACACUGCACUGAUUCGUGAGGCUGUGCGCCAACGCUACACCCUCCUACCAUACUGGUACCAGCAGUUCUACCACACCUACCGCACUGGACAUCCUGUCAUGAGGCCACUGUGGGUGGAGUAUACUCAGGAUCCUGCUACUUAUGCUCUGGAGGACCAAUUCUUGAUUGGACGGGACCUGUUGGUGCACCCGGUCACUGAAGAGGGAGCCCAUGGAGUCACUGCCUAUCUGCCUGGAAAAGAGGAGGUCUGGUUUGACGUGCACACCUUCCAGAAACACAAUGGCGCUCAGAACCUUUACAUUCCUGUCACCAUGAGCUCUAUCCCAGUUUUCCAGCGUGGCGGCUCAAUUAUUCCCAGGAAGCUUCGAGUGCGCAGAUCAUCGCCCUGCAUGGAGCACGACCCGUACACUUUGAUCGUGGCCCUCGACCGACAGAGGGCUGCCGAAGGAGAGCUCUACAUUGAUGAUGGACACACUUUCAACUUUGAGAAGAAGGAGUUCAUUCACAGGAAGCUGUCCUUCGCCAACAACAUCCUCUCCUCUGUAAACCUUUCCCCAGAUGCCCGGUUCUCUACCUCCUCCUCAGUUGAGCGCAUUCUCAUAUUGGGGGCAAUGAAGCCCACCAAGGCGACCCUGAGGACCGCUGACGGUAAGACCAGCCAACUUGAGUUUGACUUUGAUGCGACAACGUCAGUCUUGACUCUGCGCAAGCCGGGCAUGAACGCCGGCACUGACUGGAGCGUGAUGCUGCAGUAACCAUGGAGACGGAGGAGGAGGAGGAGGACAAAGUGACUGAAGAAAAGAAGAGGAAUGAGCACUGUGAAUACUUAAGGACAUCCAUCUCUACACUUGUUUGCCCCUCUUGUUUUCAGCUCUGAAAGGCUUUAACUAAUAGUAACCACUAGAUGAAUCAGCUCUUAGGAUAAUUCUCAAAACAGAUGCUUAGAUUUUUUUUACUCAAGAAUUGAUUGAGAAAACUGCUCCUAAACCUUUUUAAUGAACAUAUCGCAUUCUUUUUCCAAAGGGUAAUCAGACAUGAUUCACUUUGGAGGCCAAUCAAGUCAAUCAGCUGCUGCACAAAAACUUUUUGGUAAUAGAAAUCCUAUCAGCAACACAACUAUGUGGAUAAUUCUGCACACACUUUCUUUUAUCAGUGUGCUUUUUUUCACUUUUCUUGUUUACUGUAUUUUUUUAAUGCACUUGAGCAGAAGUGACAACCUUAAAGUGACUGUUGUCAACUAUAUCAGGAGCAUCACUGGUUCAAAAGAACAUAUUCCAUAAAUAAUACUAAAUGUAUUUCAUCAAAAUGAGCGGCCCGGGUAAAAAGGCGGUCUGUCACUCGUGCACAAAAGCAAGAGCAUCCCCACGGAAGCAACUACCGUAUAAGUCGCUCCGGAGUAUAAGUCGCACCAGCCGAAAAUGCAUAAUAAAGAAGGAAAAAAACAUAUAAGUCCCACUGGAGUAUAAGUCGCAUUUUUUGGGGAAAUGUAAUUGAUAAAAGCCAACACCAAGAAUAGACAUUUGAAAGGCAAUUUAAAAUAAAUCAAGAAUAGUGAACAACAGGCUGAAUAAGUGUACGUUACAUGAGGCAUAAAUAACCAACUGAGAACGUGCCUGGUAUGUUAACGUAACAUAUUAUGGUAAGAGUCAUUCAAAUAACUAUAACAUAUAGAACAUGCUAUACGUUUACCAAACAAUCUGUCACUCCUAAUCGCUAAAUCCCAUGAAAUCUUAUACGUCUAGUCUCUUACGUGAAUGAGCUAUAUAAUAUUAUUUGAUAUUUUACGCUGAUGUGUUGAUAAUUUCACACAUAAGUCGCAAACUAUGAAAACAACUGCCACUUGUAGUACGAAAAACACGGCACACUCAAUUGUAUCUCAACUUUUCUCAUUAGAUCACGCUGGCAACUAACAUAACUAAUGAGUUACGUCGGGUGUUGUUGUUGCGGAAAGAGGGCAGCACAUAAUGCGUACAACACUUUUGAAAGUUUGCAAACAGUCACUUUAAAGGUUGGAUGUUUUAAGACAUCUUAAGUCUGACAUUUCUAUUUUGUAACGGGUUUUCCUUUUCCCCAGUGUGGUCAUACUCGUUGUUUUCUGCAUCUCAAUGAAUACGGACACUGUGCAAAAUGUAGGACUUCGGGAUUUUCAGUAUAACUAAACGUUUCACAUUUUGAAUUGAACCACAGAGAGGGAUUGACUUUCGUAAGUUCCAUUUGGUUCAGAUUGCACCUGCAGACGACAAUAGAGUAGUCCCGUGUCAGCUUAUCUUCCCAUAUUGCAUUUUUGUCCAAUAGUGUCGAUCUUCUUUCGUAUCGAUAGUUGUUAUGAUCUAACCUUGCUGCGAUGUGGAUGGCUGCAGUUUGACACGGGGGAGGCUGAAGUGAAGGAGCAGACUCGUUCUAAUGAUGUGACCAAGUGAAAAUAAAGAUGACCAAUUGUGA
Messenger RNA from Entelurus aequoreus (snake pipefish), 4703 nucleotides. RefSeq names its product glucosidase II alpha subunit b (gene ganabb). Gene Ontology annotation, molecular function: carbohydrate binding; glucan 1,3-alpha-glucosidase activity. The transcript has 24 exons. Gene Ontology annotation, biological process: N-glycan processing; carbohydrate metabolic process. NCBI's taxonomy places the organism in Eukaryota, Metazoa, Chordata, Actinopteri, Syngnathiformes, Syngnathidae. Bases 176 to 3016 code for a protein of 946 amino acids. The record is from RefSeq and is a predicted model, not a curated record. Gene Ontology annotation, cellular component: glucosidase II complex.